Molecule: messenger RNA, 1445 nt
Organism: Brienomyrus brachyistius
Lineage: Eukaryota; Metazoa; Chordata; Actinopteri; Osteoglossiformes; Mormyridae
Product: tissue factor-like
Exons: 6
Coding region: 165-1034 (289 amino acids)
Biological process (GO): blood coagulation
Cellular component (GO): membrane
Molecular function (GO): protein binding
Source: RefSeq, a predicted model, not a curated record
AAAGCGGCGGUGACUCAAGAGCUACCCAAUAAAUGCUUGCAGGCAGCGCAUGUUUGACAGUAUCUAAACCAAGCAAGAUAAACUCUAAUUUAUUUAAUAAUAUAAACUUUCUUACGCACAGUGGAGUCUGUCAGCCAGGACAUUUUACUUUGGAAGAUUAAAAUAUGGCAAGAACGAACACGUUUCUUUGCUUGGGACUUUUUCUCUCGGUUUUUGGGAUUGGCAACGUCUCAGGAGACGAUUACUUGCCGAAGGCAAAAGACAUUACCUGGUCCUCCCACAAUUUUAAGACAUUGCUAUCAUGGAAUCCCAUACCUACAAAUCACUCUUAUACCGUGGAAUUAUAUGGCACUGGCUCGGAAGGAGAGAGGAAUCCUAACUGUAUCCAGAGCUUGAGUACGGAGUGUGAUCUGACUAAGCUGUUUACGGAGUUGAAGCACACGUACUACGCCGAUGUCUUGUCAGAGACUUUGCCUGGAUUUACCGUCGACCUGGUGGAGUUUCCGUACACCAGAUCCGAAAAUUUUUGCCCGUACACUGACACUUUAAUUGGCAGACCCGACUUCGAGAUCAAAGUCAGCGAGGAGGAAUCCAGCAUAACGCUGCAUAUCAUCGAUCCACUGUCAGCGAUUUACCAUGCAGAAAGAUUGUUAAACAUGAGGGAUAUCUUUAAGGAGGACCUCAAGUACAGAGUCAUAUACAGAAAAGCAAAGAGUACUGGAAGAAGAAUUGAAACAACUGAAACCAAUCAUAUUGAGCUAAAGGUGGACAGAGGAGAGAGCUACUGCUUCAACGUGCAGGCUUACAUCCCCUCUCGGAGCAGAGAUAAGCAGCUGGGAGAUCUCAGCCAUGUGAAGUGCUCUGAGGCCAGGCAGACUUCCAUCAUCGAUGAAUAUGGGAUUCCAGUGCUUGCAGGUGCCUGCUUCAUAAUCUUGCUCCUCAUCAUUGCCAUCUUCGCUAUGAUCAUGGCGUGCUGUAAAUGCUGCAGAAGAGCUAAAGAAGAGGAAAAAGACAAACCCUUGGAGCUGAUCUGAGGACCGUGGGAGAACCGGACUAUUGGAAUGCCAGCACUGAUCAAGCACUGAAUUAUUGUAUUUGGUUUCUGCGAAACUCUGUGUUAACAUUUUAUCUGUGUCUCACGUUUUCAAAUGAUCUUUUUUUCACAUGGUCAGUCGAUACUUUUAAAUUAACUUUGACUCACUUAUUACCCUAUUUUUCAAGAUUUUUGUAAAGCACUUGUUCAUUCCCAUAAUGGUUAUUUAUGAAUCAGUACGGUAAAUCAUAGGAACACUAACUUAGAUGUAAAUUUGUAUAUUUCUAAUUAUUUAUUUAUUUGUUAAUAUUAAAAUAGAAAUGUGUGUAUAUUUUGAUAUUUUUAAAAUUCCGUAGUAGAUUUUUUUUGAUCAUUUUCUAUUAAAUUUUAUAUUACAUUUUUUAAAUAUUAA